Molecule: messenger RNA, 1264 nt
Organism: Gallus gallus (chicken)
Lineage: Eukaryota; Metazoa; Chordata; Aves; Galliformes; Phasianidae
Gene: HGH1
Product: HGH1 homolog
Exons: 7
Coding region: 20-1087 (355 amino acids)
Source: RefSeq, a predicted model, not a curated record
CAUUUGAGGCCCGCGCAAGAUGGCGGCGGAGGCGGCCCUGGAGGAGCUGACGGUUCUGCUGGGCCCCUCGGCGGGCGCCGCGGUGCGGGCGGGCGCGGCGGAGGCGGCGUUGGCGCUGUCCGGCGACCCCGAGGGGCGGCGGCUCCUGGCGGCGCGGCCCGAAGCACUGCGGGCUCUGUUGGGGUUGGCGGAGGUCUCAGGGCCUGAAGUCGGGCCCGGGCCCGGCGCCGCGCUCCGCUGCCUCCAGAACGUGUCGGCCGAGGCCGAGGCCCGAGAGCCGCUGCUGGCCGCUCUGCCCGCCGUGCUGCGUUUGUUACCGGCCGGCCCGGCCUGCGGCCUGCUGGCCAACCUGAGCCGGGAGCGCGGAGCGGCCCAACGGGUCCUGAACGGCCUCGAAAGGGAGAACCGGGCCGGCGUGGAGGCGCUGCUGCGGGCGUUGGAGGGGCCUCGGCCGCCGCCGCCGGAGCUCGCGGCUCUGCUGUGUAACCUCAGCGGGCUCCCCGAGGGCCGCCGGGCGCUGCUGGAGCGCUCCCGGUGCGCCGUGCGGCGGCUGCUGCCCCUCGUGGGGGACGCGGAGAGCGCCGUGCUGAGGAGGGGGGCGGUGGGAACGCUGAGGAACUGCUGCUUCGAGCACGAGCACCACGAGUGGCUGCUGAGCGACGCGGUGGAUCUGCUGCCCUCUCUGCUGCUGCCCCUCGCCGGCCCCGAGGAGAUCCCCGAGGAGGAGAUGGAACGGCUGCCCCUGCAGCUGCAGUAUUUGCCGGAGGACAAACAGCGCGAGCCGCUGCCCGACCUGCGCACAAUGCUGCUGGAGGCGCUGCUGCUGCUCACGGCCACCAAAGGGGGUCGGCUGCAGUUAAGGCAGAGGGGCGCCUACGCGGUGCUGCGGGAACUGCACCGCCGUGAGGGGGACCCCGAAGUGCUGACGGCGUGCGAGAGGGUCAUCCAUGUGCUGAUCGGGGACGAACCGGAGGAGGGCAUGGAGAACCUCAUGGAGGUGGAGAUCCCCGCAGAGGUGGAGGAGAGGCUGAGGAGGUGGGAUGGGGAGGAGGAGGAGGAGAGGAGGAAGAGGGAGGAAGCACGGUGACGGCAGCGCCGCCCCACGGCACAGAGCCCCGUGGGUCACUGUGGGGCCCACCGUGCUGUGGGAUGGGGAACAUCGGGGUCCUGCAGGUGGGGCUCCCCGACAUGUGGGGCGCCCGUGUGGGGCAGCUCUGUGUAUAUUUGAAUACAAAUAACAAACACCAACGUUGGGAGCCCAAAA